Rotaria sp. Silwood1 is the source of this 498-nucleotide messenger RNA. Lineage: Eukaryota; Metazoa; Rotifera; Eurotatoria; Philodinida; Philodinidae. The record is from the annotation of a GenBank genome assembly.
AUGGAAAAUAUUAUUCAACAAAAUCCAAUUUUAUCUCAAUCGAAUCAAGAUUCACGAUUAAAUCGUUCAUUAGAAACAAGUCAAGUUGUUGCGGUUGCUGCAUCUAUUAAUUUAAAAAAUCUUCUUUCUUAUCAAGAUGUUAUGAAUGCCAUUGAACGUGAUUAUCAUUUACAUGAAGGACAAGAACGUGAAAUAAUUAUGAAAUUAUGGUUAAAAGUACAAACAAUGAUUGCAAUUUUACAACGUUUUAGAUAUUUAUUACAAGAUCUUAAGAUAGAUGAUAAAGAUUUUUCUGAAGGAUUAAAAGUUUAAAAAAAUCUUAUACUUGAAAAUCAAAAUAAUUUUCUUGAAAAUGAAUUUAAACGACAAUUAGAUAAAAUAGUUGAAGAAAAAAAUGAACAUAUUAAUCGACUUAUACAUAUUAUUGAUCAAACAUAUACACGAUCAACUCAAAUAAAUAAUCAUAUUAAUGAUGAAUAUUAUUCAUCAAGUAAAUAA